This is a messenger RNA of Paracoccidioides brasiliensis Pb18, 2724 nucleotides long. RefSeq lists its product as uncharacterized. The transcript is spliced from 2 exons. Gene Ontology annotation, molecular function: ubiquitin binding. The coding region runs from base 1 to 2724 and encodes 907 amino acids. Gene Ontology annotation, cellular component: nucleus; cytoplasm. The record is from RefSeq and is a predicted model, not a curated record.
AUGUCCGAAGUUCAAUCUAGGCCAUCUGCCCCUCGCGGUCGGGGGUCAGCUCGUGGCGGUAGAGGAGGUUACAGCUCCAGAGGUGGACGAUCCAGCAAGCCUACCAAUGCAAAUUCAGAGAAUGCCCCCACCCCAUCGUAUGAGGACGAAGGAGAAAUUGGUCAGCUGAAGAAAAAGCAUGCCGCCAGCCUAAUCACCAUAAAAGAGCUCUUCGCAGACUGGACCGAUGAGGACCUAGUUUUUGCCCUGGAAGACGCCAAUGGAGAUCUAGAGAUUGCGAUUGAGCGCAUCACUGAUGGCAAUGUGUCGCAGUGGGGAGAGGUCAAAAAGAAGCACACCGAUCGAUCGCGUGCCAAGCCAAAAGACCCUCUCUCACAGGCAGACUCCCUUGCUGCUCCUCCACCAGCCCGUGGAGGUCGUGGCCGUGGAGGACUUGACAUUCGUGGACGUGGUCGGGGUGACCGUGGACGUGGAGGGCGUGGCGGCAGAGCAGGCGUCCAUGUCAAUGGAGCUCGUACUGAAAAGCCUGCGGCCCAGCCAAUUGAAGAGCCAGAGAGUGCUCCUGUAUCUGACGCUUUGAGAAAACCAGAAGAGCCUGUGUCUACCACUAGAGACAAAGUGGUUUCCACCGAAGCAGCCCCGUCCACUAUUACGAAGGAGCCCUCAUCAGAAGCAUCUCCACAGAAGAGCAGCCUGAUCCCAGAAGGCUCGAAGAAAGGCUGGGCUAGUUUGUUUGCUCAACCAGCUCCACCUCCGCCUCAGAAGAAGGCUCCCCCACCAGCUUCGGCAGCCCCAGUGCAGCCUGCCGAAUCACAAGUCAAGCCCAUCGAGCAACUCUCUCAACAAUCAAAACCUGCCCCCGAACAGCCAACUGCACAGCCUUCAGAACCAUCGACCACUACUACUCCAUUACCCCAAGCUCCCGUUCCAGUGAUACCAAAGGACGAAUUGACUCAGUCAAACCUAGAGCGAGUUCCGGAUAUAUCCCACCCACAGCCUAGCACAACAGCGGCUAGCACAAUGGCCAGCAUACAGGAUCAAUCCAGCGUGGUUGGUGCCGCUACCGCUCCACAGACCCGACCAAUGUCGGGCUAUGCUACAACUGCAUAUAAGGCUACAACUGGGGCUGGACGAGCAGCAAACUUGCAGCGUCGUGUUAUGGAACAACAAGAGGCCGUCGUCAUGCCAGGAAACCAUGCAGUCGAUCGGGCUGCUGUCCAGUUUGGGAGCAUGGGAUUGAACGGACCAAUUGAUGACGUAGAUAUUGACGACGAGAGAGAAGAACCGGAAACUCGACAUCAGCCUCCCCAGCAUUCUCCCGUCGCACCUCGCGCCUCGCUUCCUCCCGCCACCCAAACUCAGACACAUAAACCCCAGGUCCAUCAAGCCCAAACAACACAGGCACAAACGCAAGCAACAGCAGAAGCUAUUGCUGUUCCCCGCCCGGCUCCUGGACUUCCUCCUGUGGCUGCAGCUACUUCCACAGACACCCCGUUCAACGACUUUGCGCGAUAUACAGAAUCGCAAAAACAAUAUGAUCCCUUCAGUCAGCAAGUUGAGCAGGCUCCCCAACAACAGAACCAGGAACCCUUCUCCAACCAAGCUCCCAUACCAUCUCAACCCACAGCAACUACCGCUGCAGAUUACUCCGCAUUCUACGGAGGUGACCAAGCACGACAUCCUUACUAUUAUGGUUCGUACAGCCAAUCCCAAGACGGUGUUGCGACACAGCAGAGAGCUGGAAGCGGAUUUGGCGGUGUUAGCGGUGCUGAUGCCCAGCCCCAAAUCGCUUCCACCCAACCACCAAGCCGGUAUAGCCACGUGGAAGCUCCUAACAGUGGCCAAAGUACACCUAACCCCACUCUGCCCGGCCAAACUGCCCAACCCAAUCAGCAUUUGCCUCAGGGACAGGGUGCUCAUAGUGCCUACAACUAUGGGUAUCCCUAUUAUUCUAACCCUCAUUAUGCGAAUUCAUAUAUGAAUCAAAUGAACCAGCAUCAGUAUGGAAGAAAUCGUCCGAUGUACGAUGACGCACGGAGGUACGAGGAACAUUACCUUCAUAGCAACCAGUUCGGUUAUGGAAACCAGUAUGCGGCUCCAUACGGCAAGGGAACCGGCAUGUACGGACAGCCUCAGCAUGGUUUUUCUUAUGAUCAUGCCUCUACUCCUGCUACCGCAGCUACGUUUAACCAGGGUGCCCCCGGCCGCGAUACUGGGUACGGUCGUGCGGGAUCGACCCAGCCGUCGGAAGCCCAAACAUCGGGCCACACCGCCUUUGGCGCUAUUCCGGAUGUUUUCGGGCGGACUCAAUCAGGAUUUGUUCAAAGCCAACCCAUCGCCCAGCAACAGCCGGCCAGCGCGGAAGAGGCGGCAAAGGGUUUCGAAGCACCCAAGGCAGGCGGCCCAAGCCCUUCACUAGCUCAAGCAAAUCGUCCUGGAUCCGCAACUAACAGCGUCCCCGCUCAACCCCAGGCUGGUCAGGCCGGUCUGCCCCCGGCACAAGGACAGCCAACAAGCCAGCAGGCAUUUGGCACGUAUCCUCAGCUUAAUCCACAAUACGGUGGACUUGGAGGCCUUGGAGCGCACCACCAACAGGCUGGCGCCAACGCAACUCAUCACCAGCAAGCUAGCGGAUAUGGCCAGUACGGAGGAGCAGGGUUUGGCGGCAACUAUUAUGGAAAUACCGGACGCGGUGGAGGAUGGGGCGGCAACUAUGGUCAUUAA